Aspergillus glaucus CBS 516.65 is the source of this 1226-nucleotide messenger RNA. Its product is annotated as glycoside hydrolase family 16 protein. Gene Ontology annotation, molecular function: hydrolase activity, hydrolyzing O-glycosyl compounds. The record is from RefSeq and is a predicted model, not a curated record. Gene Ontology annotation, biological process: glucan catabolic process. Lineage: Eukaryota; Fungi; Ascomycota; Eurotiomycetes; Eurotiales; Aspergillaceae. The coding region runs from base 72 to 1226 and encodes 384 amino acids. The transcript has 2 exons.
CAACAACUAUCUCUCGCAUCAGUUUACUACUACUAUUUCGCAUCUUAUCGUCACUGUUAUGCCAACAAUAAAUGGAUAACAACAAGCCUUACUUCGUCUCCCUCGAGGAUUUUCAUCGCAUGCAAACUCAACAACCAAAAUACCCUACUGACACUGAUCCCUCACCACCUCCUCUCCAUCCAAAAAACUCUCCGUGGUAUAAUCCACGUGGCUUGUCCCAAAAAACCAAGUGCAUCACCGGCAUCAUGACGGUAGUUGUCUUCGUGGGAGUGAUCGUGGGUGCCAUCGUGGGUGGAGUUGUGGGCUCGAGGAAUCACCAGUAUCCGGACUACAGUCCGCUGCAGUACCAGCUGGUAGAUAACUACAUGGGGGCUGAUUUCUUCGAUAAGUUUAAUUACUUCAGCGAAGUGGAUCCUACGGGGGGCACUGUUGACUACGUCGAUCAAGCAGCGGCCCAGGAUCUGAACUUAACCUACACCACCGGUGACUCGGCCGUUCUGAAGGUUGACACCGACAAUGAGCCCACUGGACGUGGCCGUCGGUCUGUCCGUAUCGAGUCAAAGGCGCAGUAUGAUCAUGGGUUGUUCAUUUUCGACAUCGCCCACACGCCAGUCGGCUGUGGUACUUGGCCUGCGGUUUGGAUGCUCGGGCCUGAGCAUCCCUGGCAUGGUGAGAUUGACAUCAUGGAGACAGACAAUCUGGCUCAAGAUGGGAACGUCGUGACUCUGCACACUUGGGAAGGCUGCAGCAUGGAGGGCGUCAAACGGAAACAGACCGGGAAGAAAACAAACCUGAAUUGCGGCGAUGGCGACAAGGAUGGAUGCGAUGUCCAAGGCAGACCGGAAUUCGAUGGUGAGCAGAUGAAUAAAAAGGGCGGGGGUGUUUAUGCCUUGGAACUGCGUGAGGCUGGCAUUAGGAUCUGGUUCUUCCGCCGCAGCAAGCUCCCGCAUGACAUCGCGAACCCAGGACAUGUCCCGGAUCCAUCGUUGUGGGGUCGACCGUUGGCUGAUUUUCCUAACACGAAGUGUGACAUCGAGUCGCAUUUCAACAACAUGAGCAUCGUUGUCAACAUUGAUCUCUGUGGUCAACAGGGUGCUGAUCUGAAGCUCUAUACGGAGAAGUACCAGUGCCCGGGGAAUUGUACGGAAUUCGUGAGAGACAAUCCGGAGUAUUUCACCGAUGCGUACUGGGAGUUCAAGGGCUUCAAGGUGUAUCAGGCCGAAUGA